Emericellopsis cladophorae is the source of this 954-nucleotide messenger RNA. RefSeq lists its product as uncharacterized. The transcript is spliced from 3 exons. The coding region runs from base 1 to 954 and encodes 317 amino acids. NCBI's taxonomy places the organism in Eukaryota, Fungi, Ascomycota, Sordariomycetes, Hypocreales, Bionectriaceae. The record is from RefSeq and is a predicted model, not a curated record.
AUGCAGUGCGACAAGGAGGCGGACUGGGACGCACAAUUCCUACCCGUGUGGAACAAGGUCAAAGACCUUGUUCUGGUACCGGAACCGAAGACCAUCGAUGGUAUUACGGACACACUUGUCCAACACGACAUCCUUUCUGUUAAGGACAAUUAUGAGGCCCAUCAGUCGGCCAAAGAACUCGUCUUCUCAAUUCUGGGCUGGCAGACGAUGCUCUACAAGCCCCAAACUACGUCUUGUACCACUGGGGAGUUCAACAUUCUCGAUGAGACGGACAAGCAUCAGGGCGAAGCGCGGCUGCGGCUCAGCCAGUCAUCUGUCUCGGGCAAAUAUGACCUUCCUAGCUUCCUUCUUGGGUUUGGCAUGAUGCUCCCGCCGCCACAAUACUGUGCCUUCGACGACACGGAUGACAGGCAACUGUUUAACGUUACGAAGCAAAUUGUCGCCAAAGAGCUCAACGCACAUAUAUUGACCAAGAUCUGCGGCGUCAAAAUUCAGUGGGUCGACUCGGUCUCCUGCCAUCUGGAACUGGACAGACAGUCCGGAUCACUGCCCUGGGCGACUGAGAAUGAUGUUACGGAGCUCCUUCGGGAAGUCCUGCUCUCCUAUCGCUUGCUCUUUGGUCAGAGUGGGCGAUCGAGAAGUCUGUUCCGAAAGCUGCAGCCGUUUGCACGUAUACCCCACGAAGGGCACGACCCUUUUCUGCCCCUGAUAUGCGGCAGGAAGGACUUCAACUGUCCCAUUACUCUAGUUGAGCGAGAGGAGUACGACGUGGCUGGUGACUUCCCGCACCUUCGCAGCAGAAUUGUACGACUGAUCAGCUACGCUUCAAGCAAGAAGCCCCGCUCGAUCCGACAGCUAUGGCAAGAUAAGCGCGACUCAACCACUUGGCUCGCGUUCUGGAGUGUCCUGAUAUUUGGGGAGGUCCUAAUCGUAUUUGGAUCCCGGCUCAACUGA